Messenger RNA from Impatiens glandulifera, 636 nucleotides. Its product is annotated as 21 kDa protein-like. The transcript has a single exon. Gene Ontology annotation, molecular function: enzyme inhibitor activity. The coding region runs from base 1 to 636 and encodes 211 amino acids. Gene Ontology annotation, biological process: negative regulation of catalytic activity. Lineage: Eukaryota; Viridiplantae; Streptophyta; Magnoliopsida; Ericales; Balsaminaceae. The record is from RefSeq and is a predicted model, not a curated record.
AUGGCUCUCGUCGGUCUCUACAUCACCACGCUUCUAAUGCUCUCCAAAUCUUGUAUCGCAUCCCCAUCCCCAUCCCCAACACAUCUAAUGCGAGUCAAGUCCUAUAUCGAGGCACAAUGCAAAGGCACUCAGUAUCCUAUAACAUGCAUUCAAUGCCUCUCCAACUACGUGAAAGAGACCCCAAAGAGCCCACAAGAGUUGGCACACUUAUCCCUCGAGGCGAGCUUGAUCAGAGCCAAGUACGCUAAAGAGUAUGUGAUUGAAGUCGCAAACAAGUUAAAAGAAACAAGACCCAAAUCCAGGGAUUACAUUUCCUUAAAGGAUUGCUUGGAACAGAUAAACGAUGGGAUGGACCAACUUCGAUCAUCCUUACAAGUGAUGAAGACCAUAGAUGAUCAAAAUGGUGAGGCGAAUUUCAUGUUGCAAAUGAACGACAUACAAACUUGGCUCAGCGCAGCCUGGACCGACGCUGCAACAUGUGUGGAUGGUUUGCCAAAUCUAGCCAUAGGGGGGAAGGUGAAGGCCAUAAUACGGGAGAAGAUGCUAAACGUGGCUCAGACAUCUACUAACGCUCUAGUGUUUCUAGACCGGUUUGCAUCCAAGCAUCGAAUCACCGGUGCCAAAACCAAUCCUUAA